This is a messenger RNA of Parathielavia appendiculata, 429 nucleotides long. RefSeq lists its product as uncharacterized. The coding region runs from base 1 to 429 and encodes 142 amino acids. The record is from RefSeq and is a predicted model, not a curated record. NCBI's taxonomy places the organism in Eukaryota, Fungi, Ascomycota, Sordariomycetes, Sordariales, Chaetomiaceae. The transcript has a single exon.
AUGAAGUACAUCGCUGCCGCCCUUGUCCUCGCCGCCUCUGCCUUCGCUGCUCCUUCUGAGAAGCGCACCGAGACCUGCACGUUCGGCACCUACCGCUGCACCACCCCAAACACGGGCAUCGAGAUCUGCAACAUCCAGGGCAAGUGGGAGCUCGUCGGCGACUGCCCCAAGGACACGUCCUGCCAGAACCUGCCCCAGAACGGCUUCGACCUCCCCUUCUGCACCGCCAACAAGGUCCAGGCCCGCAAUGGUCGCCCCGGCCAGAGCCCCGGCGAGUCGUGCUCGACCCCGGGCAAGUACGACUGCUUCGGCGCCUACGCCAUCCAGGUCUGCGACACCCAGAACGUCUUGCAGCUCGUCGGCAACUGCCCUGACCGCAGCCACUGCGAGUACCUCAACGGCAUUCCCUUCUGCGUUGCCAGCGUCUAA